Molecule: messenger RNA, 1110 nt
Organism: Crotalus tigris (Tiger rattlesnake)
Lineage: Eukaryota; Metazoa; Chordata; Lepidosauria; Squamata; Viperidae
Product: phospholipase A2 inhibitor and Ly6/PLAUR domain-containing protein-like
Exons: 6
Coding region: 342-1019 (225 amino acids)
Source: RefSeq, a predicted model, not a curated record
ACAUCUGGUCCCAGUGACAACCCAGAUUGGAUCCCGCAACAUUAUCCUGGGACACAUAUAUUUGCCUUCAUUUCUGAGAACUAUUGUGUUGUUUGGAACAGUAUUCUAACGAUCAGAAGUGGCAAAGUCUAACCACAUUUGAAUGCUAUUGGGAAGUAAUUUGACACAUUAUUAGCUGGUGAAUAAUUUUGAUAAACAAAUCCAUCAUCAGGUCUAUAAAAGGGGAAAAGAGAGGGCUUAAACUUGAAUGGAUCACAUCUGCUGGAUCUCAGGCUCAUAGAAAGCAUCACUGUUGGAGUUACUCCUGUGUUCAGCUCUAUUUGUCCUUCCCCCAAGGAACCAUGAAGGGAAAUUUGAUCCUCUGCCUAAUUUUUAUUGUCCUCCCUUAUGUCCACGGAAUGGCAAAUUUAACCUGUGUUUCGUGUCCUCUUGGAAGCACUGAAUGCAGAGAUAAUUGCACAAAUAUUGGGGUUGCAUGUGUAACUUUGGCAGAAGUCAACACACUGGGUGGAAAUGUCAAACCCAGUGGAUCAUACAAAGGAUGCAUUGACCAAAAGCUUUGUAGACCUUCAGCCUUCACCUUGACCACAGCUGCUGGGCGCCACAUCCAAAGCAAUAUGGCAUGUUGCUCAACAGAUAUGUGCAAUGGAGGGUUAAGUCUAAGUGUUCCCCCAGUUGGUACAUUGGAAAACGGGGUGUCUUGCCCAGCCUGUGAAAGCUACAGUCAGAAAGAGUGUGAAAUCAAAAGUCACAUUGCCUGCAUCGGAACUGAAGAGAAAUGCAUUACUCUCACAGGAGAAUCUAUUGCUUCUACGAAUCAAUCCUUCGCCAUCAAGGGCUGUGCAACGAAGAAUGCCUGCAGCUUGCAACAGAAUGAUCUUGUGCCAUUUGGAGGGAAGAUCUAUAAAUUGAGUGUGAAAGCAGCUUGCACCGACAGGGGUGUGUGGGGUGUUAUUUCUUCCUCAAGCAUCAUUUUUUCGGCUCUUGUCGGAGUCCUCUUCGUCCAGAACCUUUCAUGAAGUCAUCUGGUUCCUCCUCUGUGCUUGAUAAAAAGGCCGCCAUCUGGAUUGUCUCCGGAAUUACCAAUAAAAUUUUCAAGUUCUUUUCAUC